Sinocyclocheilus anshuiensis is the source of this 2532-nucleotide messenger RNA. RefSeq names its product mini-chromosome maintenance complex-binding protein-like. NCBI's taxonomy places the organism in Eukaryota, Metazoa, Chordata, Actinopteri, Cypriniformes, Cyprinidae. Gene Ontology annotation, biological process: DNA-templated DNA replication. The coding region runs from base 163 to 2058 and encodes 631 amino acids. Gene Ontology annotation, molecular function: chromatin binding. The record is from RefSeq and is a predicted model, not a curated record. The transcript is spliced from 16 exons.
UCAAGGCAGUGCGCGCUGCGCCCUGGUCACAUGGUAGUUUUUAUGACGCAAUUUUCCCGCCACUGCGUAUUGUGCCCCGCGUGAACUCUGGAACGUGCUUGUUAUAGUACAUGUCAAAGAAGUAUUAGUUUUACAUUUUGUGUGUUUCAAAAUCCUGCAGCGAUGCCUACGGUUCAUGACUGGAUCAAUAACCCACUGGCUGUUGUUGAUGGGCUGUUUGCCCAGAGUAACUCCAGUCCAGACUGGGAGAAGAAAGUUGUGGAGUAUUUCAAAGAGAAACUGAAACUAAACGACGCUCAUACAUGGGUUCCAUCUCUGAAUGAUGUUCCCCUGUACUACCUGAAGCCUAAUAGCCUCGUGAAAUUUCGUUGCAUGGUCCAGGAUAUGUUUGAUCCAGAAUUUUUCAUGGGUGUUUAUGAGACGAAUGAUCUCACAUCUAACUCUAAACAGGUGAAAUGUGGAAAAUACAAAGAUAUCACAGUGGGUGGGCAGGUGGACUUCAACUCAAGAAACACAGUUACUUCAGAGAGACAGACAUUUUAUUGUGUCCCCAUCCCAGGAGAAUCUCAAUGGGCCAAAGAAAGCUACGCAGGUACCAGUCAGGCACGAGUGGUGCCUUCCACUUCCUAUGUUCCAAACAGGCAUAAGCGCAGCUAUGAAGAGGACUAUGAGAUGGACACGCAGCCCCAAGAGAUGAAAUAUGUUAGUCAAGGAACUCAGAGCUCUGCAGAGUCUCAUGGCAACACUGAGCCGAAGCGUCAGGAGACAGAAGCUCCCAGCCACGACUCGUCUUCGGUGCACUGCACAUCCAGUCUGGACCUCAACUUCCCUUUGCCUGGAGAAAAGGGCCCAGCCUGUCUUGUUAAGGUGUAUGAGGACUGGGACAGUUUCAAACUGAAUGACAUGUUGGAAGUAUUUGGCAUCCUUUCUGUGGACCCUGCCUUGAGCGUGAUUGCAGAUGAGAGAGAGGCGUCUUCGCUGCUGGACCACACAGAAGUUACGGAGACUGUGGAGGAGCAAAGAGUUCACAGCCCGCCAGCAUCCCUUGUACCGCGACUGCAUAUGCUGUAUGCCCAGCCUCUUGUGCACAACAACCCAUUACUGCCCUCUAGUGCACCAGAGAGUAACGGUGACCAUUUGUGCAGUGUUCUUGGGGAACUGGCUUCAGUCCGAGCAGAGCUGCACACCUACCUCACACAUGUCCUGAUGGGGGAUUCACUCGCUGCAGAGUACCUCAUUCUCCAUCUCAUCUCCAAUGUAUACAGCAGACGGGAUGUUCUUCCUUUGGGCAAAUUCACCUUGAAUCUCAGUGGCUGUCCUCACAGCUCUCCAUACACUGAGCAUCUCUACAAAGUCAUCCAACAGCUUGUGCCAUCUUCAUACUGGCUAUGCAUGUGCCUGCAUAACAUGAACAACCAGAGGAUGGUGCCCUGGAAAGAUUACACAGCUAACCGCCUGGUGAGUGGGACACUUCAGCUGGCCAACAACACAUCAUUGUUUCUGGAUGAGACACAGCUGGAGCAGGGCCAGUUGGACGCCACAGGUGUGCGAAACAUCACCGCGCUGGGGAACCUGAUCUCCUGGCAGAAGGUUGAUUAUGACUUCAACUACCACCAGAUGGAAUUCCCUUGCAAUAUUAACGUGCUUAUCGCAUCUGAGGGACGAUCGCUCCUCCCGUCUGACAGUCAGGUUCACCUGCGGCCCACCCUGAACCCACCUAACCUGGAGGAGUACCUGAGCGCCGUGCAGGUGGCGCAGGUUCCAUCUCAGUUCAACAAGUAUCGCAUCUAUCUGAGUGUGGCACGUGCACUGAACUACACUAUUUCGGAUGAGAUCACAACGGCAGUAGAAGACGACUUUGUAGAGAUGCGAAAAGAUGACCCUCAGAGUAUGUCUGCGGAAGACCUCCAUAGGCUGCUGGUUGUUGCGAGGUUGCUCUCAUUAAGUCACGGGCAGAACACACUCUCCAGAGAUGGCUGGAUGAAAGCCAAGCAGCUAGAGGCCUUGAGAAUAAGUCGAACACAGCAGCAGAAAAGUGUGAGCGGAAACGAGCCUUAAAAUAUAAUUACUGUUUACAUAUACUUCAACAGUUACCAUACUUGUUUAUAUUUUGGAUUAAAAUGUAAUGUUUUCAUAUGGCAUAUGACCUUGUACAGUUCAGUUUUUUUUACUUCAUUUUAAACAUGUGGGAAAACUUACUGGCACUGGUGAAGAUUAUUUUCAAUGUUUGAAUUGUUAAAUUUUGGUUUUGAUACUUGCAUUGUGUAUUAACAUUUAUAUGCAGAUGCAAAUAUGUUUCAAAAUAUAACUGCCUUACCGCAAAUACUUACACUUAUGGCACAAGGGUAUUAGAAAAAAUAAAGUUUUGAGAACUUUGUAUAUAUAGUCGUUUUAAGUGUUGGAUAGCACUUCACAGUAAGGUUUCAUUUGUUAAUUACUUCAGUUAACAUGAACGAACAAUGAAAAGUACUUCUAAAGCAGUUGAUUUUAGUUAGUUAUUUUAAUGUAUUAAAUGUUAAAAUUAUGUUAAUG